Ambispora gerdemannii is the source of this 4170-nucleotide messenger RNA. The record is from the annotation of a GenBank genome assembly. Lineage: Eukaryota; Fungi; Glomeromycota; Glomeromycetes; Archaeosporales; Ambisporaceae.
AUGUCACAAGCUUACAUAAAGAACACGUUGAAAAAAGCAAGAGAAGCCAUUCAAGUAAAGAACUACGAAGAAGUAGUUGUUUGUUGUGAAAAUGUUACUCAUUAUGAACCGGAAAACUAUAACGCUUAUGUCUUUCUUGGAGUCGCUUAUUUGAAUCUUAAUAGGCUUGAAGAGAGCGAGCAAAGUUACCGAAAAGCUAUUGAAAUUGAUGCUACGAAACCUCUUGCUUGGGAGGGACUUGAAAAGUUUUAUGAGAAACAAAAAAAUUGGGAAAAAUAUGAAGAGACAUUGGAUCUGAUUCUACAACGACAUAUCGAAAGCCGAGAUUCUAAGAAAGUACUCGAAACAAUAAACAAACUAACUGAUCUACACAAAACAAAAGAAAGAAACCGACGAAAGCUCGUCACCGUCCUCAAGAACUUUUUACCACAAAGUAAAGCCUACGACCUAAUCAAAACUUCAGACGGCGUUCCAACUCCAAUCCAAGUCAUGUGCGAAAUUGCAGAAUUGCUUGAACGCGAGGAAACUGAAUUUUUAAAGCGAGAAGUCGAGACGCGUCGACAGCGGUUGAAUGCUGGCCCGUUGGCUACUAUUAAGACACAAGUGCAGAAUGAAAUUUAUUUGAAUUCCGAGUUGGAAGAAAUUUAUGAAAAUUUGAUAGAGGCUGCGAAAUCGGAAAUAGAAGAAUGCAGUGUUGACUUAAAGGAGUUAUCGAUAAAGUUUCUUAAUCAUUUGCAAAAGAAACUUGCAGCUGUUCCUAAAGAUAGGAAGAAACAGCUAAGCGAAAAACUUCAUUGUAUGGCACGACAAUUAUUUGCCCAAAAGUGUACAUUCGCUCUACCUUACGAAAUAUUAAUCGAAAACGACUACAACAUAUCUUUACUGCGUCAAUACUCGGAACAGUUUCCCGAUACUGCACUUUCUAAAAGCAUCCAAGGAUAUUUACGAUAUAAGGAUGGCGAUUCUGUAGAUGAAAUAAUUGUACUUUUUAAUGAUGGUCUUGGGCCUGCUUUGACGUUCCUAUUUACCUAUCUCGCCUUAAGUUGGAUACAUUACGAUUCAAAAGAUUAUGAGAAUGCUCUUGGAUACGCGCUAUCAGGAUGUGAUUUGGCGACACAAAAGGCUCAAGAAAUGUGUCUGAUUCUAGAUCGAUAUGAACGCUCUUUAGAACUUAUUAUCGCUGAUUGUUAUUUCAAUAUCGGCGGAAAAUAUUAUACAGACGCGUCACGAUACUAUCGGAAAAUAUUGGAAAAAGAUCCGGAUAAUUUGUUGGCGCUUGAGGGCUAUGGAAUUGUACUCUCUGCCCAAAAACAAUACAACAAAGCAAUGGAAAUUCUUGAAAGAGCACAACAACUCGAUCCAAACAGUCUUUCGAUUCAGAGUGAAAUCGGAUGGGUCCACUUCCUGCUUGGAAAUAUUGAAGAAGCUAAAAGGAUUUGUUUAGCAGUUAUUGAACUCUCUGAUAAUAGUCCACUAUACUUCUAUAGAUUAGGACGAAUUUAUUGGGCAAUGGACGGCGAAUACAGAAGCAACAAAGAAUACGCAUACUCUCAAUUAAUUCGCGCUGUCCAAAUUGACGCACACUUUGCCGGAGCUUUUACAUAUCUCGGACACCAUUACCGUCUUGUUGGAGACAAUAUUCGUGCCAAAAAAUGUUAUCAGAAAGCUUUUUCACUUGACACGAGUGACGAAGAAGCUGCCUUGUAUUUGAGUGAAUAUUAUCAAUCUGAGAAUGAUAAUGUAUUAGCGGAAGCGGUGUAUCGUACAAUCAUCCAGUCAAAUCCGAGAGCUGGUUGGGCUUGGAAACGAUUGGGAUUUCAUGAGUUGGCGAAUAAUAACUAUACAGAUGCAAUUACAGCAUUCCAAACAGCUUUGAGAACUAACACUAAGGAUAUCCAAUGCUGGGAAGGUCUAGCAGAAGCAUACCGCCAAGAAGGAAAAUACACCGCUUCUCUCAAAGCAUUUACUAGAGCAACGGAGCUCGACCCCUCUUCUAUUUUCGCAAACUAUCAAAUUGCUGCAGUAAAGCAAAAACUAGGGUUUUUCACCGAAGCAAUAGAACACUACAAAAUCACCAUAGACAAAGCCAAAGAAAAAGGCGAGCCGGAUCAUUUUCCAUCGUUGAAAAGUUGUGGUGAUAGUUAUUUGGCACUUGUAAGAGAGUAUUUUCAAACGGGAUUUUAUGGUCGUGCUGCCGAUUCGAUAGCUGAUGGCUUGAAAAUGGUGGUGCGUGCUAUUCAGAUGCAUCCGGAGACGCAGUGUUUGUGGAAGUUAGUUGGUGAUUUGUGUAUGGAAGCUCGUUUUAUACCAAAUCAUUUGCAUUUGAUUCCUUUGAGCACUUUGCGGAGUGUUAUUGAGAAUCUAGAUCCGUUUGAUGUCAAUAAAAAACUGAGAUUCCCUGAUGAGAUUGAUAGUAUUGCAAUUAGAGGCAUUACAGAAGAGGAGGGAUCCGUCAUUGACAUUUACGCCGCAACUUUAACUUGCUCAUGCAUAUCCUACAAAUACGCUAUCAUAUUGAGUGGCAAUGAUUUCAACAUUGCGCCUUCAUAUUGGUACGAUCUGGCUAUAGUAUAUUAUAAAUUAUAUGAACAUGUAUUCAAAUUUAAUCAAGAUAUAGAAACAUCUUCGUCCUAUCUGAGCGUUGCUAUUCGUUGUAUCAAAAUUGCACUAAGAUUAGAGCCUGCAAAUUCCACGUUUUGGAAUACUUUGGGCGUAAUUACUUUGACUACAAAUACUAAAAUAAGUCAACAUGCGUUCAUAAAGGCAAUCGAGUAUUCACAAAAGGAUCCCGUGCCAUGGACAAAUAUCGGAUUCUUAUAUUUGAUGAAUUCGAAUCUUGAACUUGCAAAUAAAGCGUUUUCAACAGCACAGACGAUUGAUCCAGAUUUUGUUCCUGCGUGGGCUGGGCAAGCUUAUGUUGCAAAUAUAUGGGGCAGUGAAGAAGCAUUGGAGUUGUUUGAGCAUUCUUUUAUUAUUAGUGGUGGAACUUAUUUGCCUGAAGCCAAUUACAGCUACGCAUAUAAGUGCUUCCAGACCCACUUAUCAGACACGUCAAAUAGCGAUUCGUUACACUCACCAUCUUUUGCAUUGCAAAAAUUAAUCGAGCUAAACCCCGACGACGCAACUGCACUAAAUCUAUUAGGUCUAAUCUUAGAAAGACUCGACCAACCCAUGACAGCAUCUGAAGCAUUCACCCGCGCAAUACAAUCGCUCGAAAAUUCCAUGCAAACUCAAAAAACAGAAAACAUCGCUAUUUCCACAAAAAAUUUAGCGUCAGCACAAACUAAUUUAGCAAGAGUUUUAUGCGCGAUAGGUGAUUUCAGUGGAUCAAUAAAUGCUUAUUUGAUUGCAUUAAAAUUAAUUGGACUUUCUUAUUAUUUUGACAAUCAGCUGGAAAGUUCUUUAAAUAUGUUUGAAAUGGCGUUGAAUGGGACGGAAGAGGGAAGUGGAGUCGAAGAGAUGCGAAGGGAUGUUAUUGUGUUGUUAUCGCAGGUGCUUUGGGCGUUGCAAGGGGAAGAGCGAUGGAAUUUGGCAAAAGAGGAGUUGUUUAGAUGCAUAUCACAAAAUCCGAGUCAUCUUCCCGCGAUAUUUGGACUAUGUGCUAUCGGGUUACUUCAGAAUGACGAAACUCUAGCAACAGCUGCAUUGCAGGAGAUGAAGAAGUUACCGUUACAUAUUGCUGGCGAAGCAGAUGAACUUGACCGAGAUCAUGAUAUCGAUUUUUUAACAAGUCGCUAUCACUUGUUACUGGAUUCGCCAAAAGAAUCAACUCUAUCACUAGUCAAGUCUGUACACGCAACCCCAACAAAUCUACAAACAUGGAUACAUCUCACAAACCAUCUAAUCAGCACUGCAUCCUCCAGCUCAGCAGUUUCGUCCGCGCGAGCUUCACUAAAACUUUUGGCUGUCUCGGCAUCUUCAAAUAGAGUCAUCAGCACACUACAUAAUGCCAAACUUCAUCAAAAUCUCACAGCGGCUUUAUUAUUGAAAACUAAUGAAAACGAUGAAAAAUUAAAGGAAGAAGAGGAGGAAAAGAGAAUUGAAUAUGUCACAGAAGCUUUCUAUGAAGCUCAGCGUGCUAUUAUAAUGGCGCCUUGGGAUUUGGGUGCGUGGUCUUUACUCGGGGUUGCAAAUCGUACUUAUCAAUAUGCGUUAUUGUCGCAUCAAUAA